UAAUUGUUUCAAUUCCCCAAAUCGAGAUUUGCUCGCGUAUAAAAUAAAUCUUCACUGAUUUACCGAGUUGUCAGGCAGCCCUACUGUUCACAAUGCCCGCUCCAGAUGUCUCGAUUCCCACAAAUGUCACCCACCCUGUUGUGGGACACGUGAACCUCAUGGUCGACACGUUUCUCGCGAACGUCGAUUCUGACGACUUGAGACCACUUGUACGCAGGCUUCUUUCUUCAGGGCUACCAGGCAUUGCAAAGACAUUCGGCGAAGUCGCUCGCGGAUAUUACUCCUCUAAAGGCGAAGAGUGCAAACCCAAUUACGAGUCAUUAUUCAGAAGAGGGGAGCAAGGGGCUGUAGUGCCUACCGAGGAUUUCAAUGAGGCGCUCAUCCAUGGGCGAUCUCUGUACGGUAUUGGUAUGGGACUUGCGGCGCUGGAGGUCCUCGCUUUCAUAGUCUCGGCAACCGUGGGAAUACGGUGGAGGGAAGGCGACAAGUUGUACGGUGCCCUCGUCGUCUUGGACAGCGAUAUUACUCAAGCAAUUCAGAGCUGUAAAGAGGAGAAAGAAUCCGGGAGAAUCGUUGAUCAAACUCGGAUGCGAAAAGUUGUGGAGAACUUACGAUCUGUUUUGAAAGAAAGCUCCGAAGAGGUACGAUCUUGGGAUGGAGCGUUUCCGUUUGACAAGGCCGCUUCAUCCGUGCAAUAUUGGAAGAUAUAAAUAGAUAGCUAUCCCUAAGCAGCCGAGAGCCCGAAUUAAUUCUAUUUGAAUAGAUAGAAUUGUUAGUCAACAACUUGAUACGCUCGCAGUGGUAGGGGACACCAACCAGCUUUGGUCUGCACGCG
This is a messenger RNA of Marasmius oreades (fairy-ring Marasmius), 835 nucleotides long. RefSeq lists its product as uncharacterized. Bases 93 to 710 code for a protein of 205 amino acids. NCBI's taxonomy places the organism in Eukaryota, Fungi, Basidiomycota, Agaricomycetes, Agaricales, Marasmiaceae. The record is from RefSeq and is a predicted model, not a curated record. The transcript is spliced from 4 exons.